AUGUGGAAGGGCGUCGUCGUCGCCUACAUCGUCGUCGCGCUGUGCUACUUCCCUGUCUCAUUCGUCGGUUACUGGGCCUUUGGCAAAACUGUUGACAGCGACAUCCUCGUCACGCUCUCCAGGCCCAAGUGGCUCAUCGCCCUCGCCAACAUGAUGGCCGUUAUCCAUGUCAUUGGCAGCUACCAGAUUUAUGCGAUGCCGGUGUUCGACAUGAUGGAGACGGUGCUGGUGAAGAAGCUGCGGUUCCCUCCAGGCCUGACGCUCCGUCUGAUUGCCCGUACCGUCUAUGUUGCGUUCACAAUGUUCAUAGCCAUCACCUUUCCCUUUUUCGAUGGAUUGCUCAGUUUCUUCGGUGGAUUCGCGUUUGCGCCGACAACUUAUUUCCUUCCCUGCAUCAUGUGGCUCGCAAUCUACAAGCCCAAAAGGUUCAGCCUCUCAUGGUUCGCCAAUUGGAUCUGCAUUAUACUUGGAGUGCUUCUGAUGGUACUGGCGCCGAUUGGAGGACUCCGGAAUAUCAUUAUUAGCGCCAAGACAUACCAUUUCUACCAGUAA
Miscanthus lutarioriparius is the source of this 552-nucleotide messenger RNA. Lineage: Eukaryota; Viridiplantae; Streptophyta; Magnoliopsida; Poales; Poaceae. The record is from the annotation of a GenBank genome assembly.